AAACUUUUUAUUUUUUAAAGAAACCUAAAAUUCACAAAAUAAAAAUAAAAGACUUAGAAGACUUAUGUAUGGUAUAUGAAGACAUCAAGUCUUGAAAAAAUCUAAUCUAAAAUGAAAAAAGAAGGCUCGCUGCUCUUUCCUACAUAUUGCUGUUCAGUUUCAGUAGAUCUAUACCUCCCAUUUCCAUGGUCUUAUGGUCGAGGGCGUCCAUUUUUUGUUUUUCUCUCAUCAUGUUAGAAUGGAGGAGAAUCCUUGAUGUUGGCUGAUCACAACGACUUUAAUAUGCAUUUGACUGUGCGAGCUGUGUAAUUGGAUUCGAGUCUAUAGGCGCUAGAUGGCUCCGUAAAUACAGUGCAUUUUCUUCUCCGUCAUAAGUCACAAGUACGUUGCAAUGGAUAACUUCGCAUUUUGGAGACGCUUUUUAGGCAUUGCCAUAAGACGCAAUGAGUUAAGUGGUGUGCUUCAGCAAGUAACGACCAAAUUGGAUGCCAUGGAGCAACAAGCAAGUCAUGAAGAAACACAACUUGACAACACGCGGAAGAAAAUUUUCAAGGACUUUCAAACACGAGUAGACGGGUUCAAGAGGUCUGCACAGGACACGUUGGACAGUAGCCAGGAAGGACAGUGGUUCGUGACUCAACUGUUGCAGGUAACACGCAUUGAGCGCCACAUCAAAGAAGGACAAGUGCUUCUUACCAAAAGCAACCAGUUAAUCGAGGAAGGUCUGACAAAAAAUAAGAUUAAAACUCGAGGCCUUAUAUUUCCACUAGAUGAAGAUCAGUACAUGGGUGAGACUGUUACUGCGGUCAUAGAAUCUAUUCACAAUGCAAUACAAAACAAAGAAGCACAGUGCGUUGGUAUCUAUGGUAGCCCAGGAUCAGGAAAAACUAAUGUCAUGAAACAAGUCUACAACAAAAUCUUCAAAGAUGAGGGUUUUAAGGCUGUGUAUUGGGCCACAGCUCCUAAUUUAGACCCUGAUCGUGCUAGCUACCACAAGAGCGUGCAGGAGCGUGUUGCAGCAGGAAUGUGGGUUAAUUUAGAAAAUGAUGUUGUGCAUGACGAGGUCAGAAGUGCUGGGAAAAUAAAUGAGAGACUCCUAGACUUAGGCUCUGGUGUCGCAGUUCUGUUCUUGGAUAAUGUAAGGGCAGAGUUUCCUGCUUAUGAAUUGCUAGGAAUUCCGUCUCUUACAAAUCCGAGUAAUACUAAUGCGACUAAUAUCACUUGUUCUGAAUCCGAACCUGAACCUGAACCCGAACCCGAACCUGAACCUGUGAACUGCAUCUUGGUUUUUACGACACACGCAAGAGAUAUAUGCCACAGAAUGAGAUGUGAUCUUACCCACGAGGUGAACUUAUUGAACCAGCAAGAAGCCUUAGAUAUGUUCUUGCAUAACGUCGGGCUCAAGAACAAGGAUAGACUACAGCUCUCAUCUCGAGAACAGGACAUUUAUGAAAUAGCAGUUGAAGUUGCAAACCAAUGUGCAAGAAUGCCGCUAGCCAUCAAAGCCAUAGCCUGUGCCAUGGCUCAGGCUGAUGACCUUCGCCAAUGGAGACACAGGCUAAAUGAGAUGAGGGGGAAAAUUGGGAGAAUCCAUGAUGAAGAAGAUAAGAUAGCUGAGCAGCUCAAAUGUGGUUACAUUUGCUUAAAAGAUGAAACUGCCCGAUGUUGUUUUCUAGCUGCAGCAAAGAUGUUGGACGAGGAUAGACAGUUGUCUAAAGAGGAGAUCAUUGAUAAGUGGAAGACACAGGGUUUGAUUGGUAAGGAUCGACGUUCUGAUUUUGCGUAUGAUCAGGGUUGUACUAUUUUGAAACAGCUCGAAAGAGUGUGCUUGAUCCAAGCUGAAGUUGUACCUGAACAAGACCAUCAAGAAGUGAUCAGUAUGAAUAGGUGGAUCAGGAAAAUGGCAACUAAAGUUUCUUACCCAUUGCAUUAGUUAAAAUUUUGUUUUUCAGUUUGUACACUGAACACAUGUUUUUUUUUAUGAAUUCUGUGUUGUACCAGUGAUGACAGGAUCUAAUUUCAUUUUGAACCAGCAGGAAUUUUGAUUUUUGGAA
Amaranthus tricolor (Joseph's coat) is the source of this 2054-nucleotide messenger RNA. RefSeq names its product probable disease resistance protein At1g15890. Gene Ontology annotation, biological process: defense response to other organism. The transcript has 3 exons. The record is from RefSeq and is a predicted model, not a curated record. Gene Ontology annotation, molecular function: ADP binding. NCBI's taxonomy places the organism in Eukaryota, Viridiplantae, Streptophyta, Magnoliopsida, Caryophyllales, Amaranthaceae. The coding region runs from base 392 to 1933 and encodes 513 amino acids.